Messenger RNA from Dipodomys ordii (Ord's kangaroo rat), 814 nucleotides. It is a transcript of the gene Tmem88, whose product is annotated as transmembrane protein 88. Gene Ontology annotation, molecular function: PDZ domain binding. The coding region runs from base 1 to 480 and encodes 159 amino acids. Gene Ontology annotation, cellular component: plasma membrane. The transcript has 2 exons. Lineage: Eukaryota; Metazoa; Chordata; Mammalia; Rodentia; Heteromyidae. The record is from RefSeq and is a predicted model, not a curated record. Gene Ontology annotation, biological process: negative regulation of canonical Wnt signaling pathway.
AUGGCCGACGCCUCCGCGACGCAGAGAGCUGGUCCCGGGGGUGGCCCAGAGCCACGAGAUCCCCUGGACUGCUGGGCUUGCGCCGUCCUAGUAACAGCUCAGAACCUGCUUGUGGCUGCCUUCAAUCUUCUCCUGCUGGUAAUAGUGCUGGGGACCAUCUUGCUACCCGCUGUCACCAUGCUGGGCUUCGGCUUCCUCUGCCACUCUCAGUUCCUGCGCUCCCAGGCACCCCCUUGCACGGCGCACCUCCGAGACCCGGGCUUCACGGCCCUGCUGGUCACUGGAUUCCUGCUCCUCGUGCCGCUCCUCGUGCUUGCCUUGGCCAGCUACCGCCGCCUCUGCCUGCGCCUCCGCCUGGCCGACUGUCUUGUACCCUACAGCCGAGCCCUCUAUAGGCGCCGGCGCGCCCCACAGCCGCGGCAGAGCCGGGCUUUACCAGGGUCCCAGGUCCUUCCCAUACCAGGAAAGGUCUGGGUCUGAGGAGGGGUGAACCUUGCCGGCUGGGUCCUGGUUGGCCUGAGGACUUGAAACCCAGAGAUGUUCUGCUUUUGCCACCGCCCUUGCCGAAGCCAGGUCCUCAGAAUCCCUUUGGCAAGCAACAGCAUCUGUGGACCCAGUACUGGUGAAAAAUCCCACACCUCAGAAAACCUACUUUUCUCUCAGUGAAUCUGGACCAUCUGGGCUGGCCCCUGCACACCCUUCCUCCUCCUCCUCUCUUAAUGUGAAUACAACUGAACCUGUGUCCUCCUUUUCUGGUGCAGCUCUAGUAUUUACGGGGCUGAGCAGACAGAUCAUACAUUAAUAAAGAACUUAU